AUGGUGCAUGCAAGGGAGAGCACCGAUCUGGGUGGCGGUGCUCCUGGCCUGCUGCGCUGCCCGACCACCGACGAGAACGGGUAUCGCUUCGUCAAGCUUGACAAUGGCCUUCAAGUACUACUUGUGCACGACCCCAAGACGGACAAGGCCGCCGUGGCAUGCGAUGUCCGGGUGGGGAGCCUAUCAGACCCGGAUGAUCUGCCUGGACUUGCGCACUUCCUGGAGCACAUGCUCUUCUACAGCAGCGAGAAGUACCCAGUGGAGGACGAGUACAGGUUUGCGCAGUUCUUCAUCUGCCCUCUCAUCAGCAGGGAUGGAGUCGAUCGGGAGGCGCAUGCUGUGGACUCAGAGCAUGGGAAGAAUCUGAACUCUGAUGCCUGGAAGGCACUGCAGCUGUGGAAGCACACCGCCAACCCAGACCAUCCGUUCAGCCGAUUCGCCACUGGGAACCUCGAGACGCUGCUGGACGGGCCAGCUCGGAAGAAUGUUGAGGUUCAUACAAGGCUCAAAGAGUUUUAUGAGAAGCACUACUGCUCCCAGCUCAUGCGGGCGGUCAUCAUCGGGCGCGAGUCUCUGGACGACCUGCAGGCCCUCGCCAGCUCCGCCUUCGGCCCCGUGCCCUGCCGCGGGCUUCGGGCCCCCAGCUUCUCGCCGGAGGCCACCCCUCGUGCGGGCCUGCUGAUGAAGGCUGUCCCGGAGAGGAGCGGCCACACCCUGGAGCUGCAGUGGCGUGUGGAGCCGGAGCUGAAGCACUACGACGCUGCCCCCUGCCAAUACUUUUCGCACCUGCUGGGGGAUGAGGGGGAGGGGUCCCUGUUUGCGCUGCUCAAAGCUCGCGGCUGGGCGACAGACUUGUGUGCCGGCGAGAGCGGCACCUCCUUCUCGGCGGCCUCCAUCUUCAUGGUGCGGAUCGGGCUGACCGAUGCCGGGCAGGAGCAUGUGCCGGAGCUGAGAUUUGACUUUGCGGAGAAGAUGGCCCCUUCCUCGUACGCCACCACUCUGGCCGGUGCCAUGCAGGUGUACGGAAGGCAUGACCUCCUGCUGGCGAUACACCAUGUGCCUCAGCGAUACGACCCUGAGCUUCUGGACACUGUGCUGAGCACGCUUUGCCCCAGCGAGGCUCGAGUUCUCUGGGCAUCCAGCUCCUUCCAGGUCCCCACCGACUGUCCCCUGAAGGAGCCCUGGUAUGGGACGGCACACAGUGCAGGCCCGCUGCCAGCCGAGUGGCUGACUCACUGGGAGGCCGCGUGGAGGGGUGAGGGGGCCGCCCUAGGUGACAAGGAUGGCCAUAGAUUCUGUGGGAUGCACCUGCCGCCCCCUAACCCAUACAUCCCUUCCCGCUUCGAUCUCAUCAAGGAAUCCAGCUCCAGCCCUGCCAAGAUCCAUGCCACGCCGCUGUAUACCCUGUGGCACCGACCGGAGACAGGUUUCAAAGUGCCCAAGACUGCCAUCUACCUCCACUUGAGAAUGCCUGAGGCCUAUCUGACACCUAGAGCGGCUGUCUCCACUCAGCUCAUCUCCCGGCUCCUCACCGACAAGCUGUCCGAGGUGGCGUACCCGGCUGAGCUGGCAGGGCUCCACUACGGCGUCCGGGCCACCACAUCUGGCAUGCUCCUGUCCUUCUGGGGCCACAGCCACACCCUGCCGCGCCUGGUCCAGACGGUGCUGGACAGCCUCCUGGAGUUCGAGGUGCUGCCGGACAGAUUUGAGCUGGCCAAGGAGCACCAGGCCAAGGACUAUGCCAACAUGAGGCAUGAGCAGCCGUACCAGCACGGCCUCUAUCUGCUGAGCGUGGGGCUGGAGGCUCGGCGCUGGCACGUGCGCGACUACGAGGCGGUGCUGCCUGGCGUGAUGGGGGACUCGCUCCGCGCUUUCCAGACGGCCAUGCUGGGCACGGUGCGCAUCGAUGCCCUGAUCGCCGGGAAUGUGCCGGCCGCCGACGCGCGGGCGCUGCUGCAGGCGCUGGAGGCGCGGCUGCUGGCAGGGCGCUGCUCCCCUCUCCCGGCCUCGCAGCGUACCGAGGCGCGCGUCGUGGCGCUGCCCUCGCCCAUGCGCGCCGUGCACGCUGUGCCGGGACCCAACCCGGCCAAUGACAACUCCGCCGUCGUCGUCGCCUUCCAGGCUGGGCGCGACGACGUCAGGCGGAAUGCGCUGGUCGACCUGGUCGGCCACCUGGGGAAGAGGGAAGCCUUCCACACCCUGCGCACCGUGGAGCAGCUCGGGUACAUCACCCACCUGUCGGCAUUCUGGACGCUGACCGUGAGCAACAUCCUCGUUCUCAUCCAGUCCUCGGCCCAUUCGGCUCGGUACCUGCAGUCUCGCAUAGACGCAUUCCUCCCAAAGUUGGCGGACUCGCUGCGUGGUAUGCCCGCCGAGGAGUAUGCCGCGCAUGUGGAGGAGCUGGCCAAAGCCAAGCUGGAGAAACCUAAACGAUUGAGGGAUGCCGUCAACACCGACUGGUCCGAGAUCGACGACGGCACCUUGAGAUUUCCGCGAAAGGAGCUGGAGGCAGCUGCCGUGCGGAGCAUCACACAAGAGGAGCUCGUCGCUUUCUUCGAGGCAAGGGAGAGCAGAGGUUACCUCAGGGUACUGUCCUUUUGGCUCUUGGACACCGUGGUGAAUCCGAGGACCCGGCGCUCCUACUCCGUACUGGUGGAAGGCAAUGUAAAGGAGCCAGCCCCCGAGGCAGCAGGGAGCAAAGCUUCAGCAGCCCCGCCGACAGCGGAUGAAGUUUUAGUAUCUGAUCAGUACUCCUUCAAAAGAGGCCAGGCACUGUAUGCCUCCUUCCUGUAA
This is a messenger RNA of Auxenochlorella protothecoides, 2793 nucleotides long. RefSeq names its product Zinc-metallopeptidase, peroxisomal. The transcript has 21 exons. Gene Ontology annotation, molecular function: metal ion binding; metalloendopeptidase activity. Gene Ontology annotation, cellular component: cytosol; mitochondrion. Gene Ontology annotation, biological process: peptide catabolic process. NCBI's taxonomy places the organism in Eukaryota, Viridiplantae, Chlorophyta, Trebouxiophyceae, Chlorellales, Chlorellaceae. The record is from RefSeq and is a predicted model, not a curated record. The coding region runs from base 1 to 2793 and encodes 930 amino acids.